Molecule: messenger RNA, 2343 nt
Organism: Cryptosporidium ubiquitum
Lineage: Eukaryota; Apicomplexa; Conoidasida; Eucoccidiorida; Cryptosporidiidae
Product: aspartyl protease
Exons: 1
Coding region: 1-2343 (780 amino acids)
Biological process (GO): proteolysis
Molecular function (GO): aspartic-type endopeptidase activity
Source: RefSeq, a predicted model, not a curated record
AUGAAGACGAUUAAAAAAUUGAUUACUGCUUUAGGAGCAGUAAUAUUUGGGUUUGGCCUCUCGAAGGUGGAAGCGAGAAUUCAAAUGAAGGCUUAUGGUAGUAUAGUUUCAACUGCCUAUUAUUAUUCUGAUAUUUUUGUUGGACUUCCAGAACCUCAGAGACAGAGUGUUAUUUUGGAUACAGGAAGUAAUCUUCUUGCUUUUAGUACUACUAAAUGCCAACAGUGUGGUACACACCUUGAUGCAUAUUAUGAUCCUUUUAAAAGUACAACAAGAAGAGAAGUCUCUUGCCAUUCUUAUUGUAAGGUUUGUGUGAACCAUGAGAGACAAUGUGCUUAUACUAUUCAUUAUUUGGAGGGAAGCAGUUUGUCAGGAAGUUACUUUGAAGAUUUUGUCGCAAUUAGAAAUGAAAAAGGAGAUACUUCUGAGCCAUCACCAUAUGUAGUUGGGUUGUCAACAAUAUUUGGUGGAAUUACUCAUGAAACUAAUCUAUUCUUUACACAAGCAGCUUCUGGUAUUCUUGGAUUGGCAUAUACUGCUAGUUCACAAGAAAGAGUACCGUUAUUUCAAACUUGGACAAAAAGAUCUAAAUAUGCUAAAGAUGCUAUUUUGUCUUUAUGCUUUAGCCCAGAAGGUGGUGUAAUUUCUUUAGGAGGUUAUAACUCUGAAUAUUGGGCUUUAGGAGGUAAUGAUAAAUCAUUUAGAUCUACUAAUGACAAUAAUUUUUUAAAAAGAAUGCUUGGAUAUUCAUUUUUAUCAAGUUCAAGCUCAAGCCAAUCACGUUCUAAUUCAAAGAAUACCAUGGAUUCUAAAAUUCAAUGGACUCCCUUAUCUAUUAUAAAUGGAAAUUACUAUGUUCAGCUUACUAAAGUUACUGUUCAUCAGACUAAGCUAACUUUACACAAGGAUUCGUCUUCAAGUAAUACAAAACCUGUUCCACUUGUUAUUGAUAGUGGUACAACUUUGACAUAUUUCCCCGAACAUAUAUUUAACCAGAUUUUAAAUAUAAUUAACCUGAGAAUAGCAGAAACUGAGAAUAGAUCAACUUACAGAAGUUUGGUUGAAGCUGGGUCAAAAUUAUUGGAAUAUACUGGUUUUAAAUCACAAUCUAAUGAUGAAUUAGAAUUGGAAAUUAAACCAAUCUCAAUUUUCCCUGGAGAGAUUCCUGGAGCUGCAUUACAUAGAAAGAGGAUUUACAGAAGGCUUGGUAAUAUUGAGGAUCUUACCAACACUUUUAAUUCAACUGUUCAUUCUGAGAAUUUAUUUGACAAUUUUUCAACUCAAAAUCAAUUAAAUGAAACGAUCUCUGAUUAUUUAAACCAUACUAAUAAUAAUACUAAUACUGAUACUAAUAAUUCUACUUCGACUUCUACUACUGCUACUAGUACAUUUUCUUUCCAAGAGUUUGACAUCGAUUCUUCACUGUCUAGAAUUAUGCUUGAAACAUCUAAAGGCGAAAGAUGUUGGAAGUUAAAAGAUUCAAAUGAAAUGUCACGUUUCCCAACAAUUACUUUAGGAUUCUCAGGUUUGAAUGUCGAUUGGGAGCCAGCUCAAUACCUUUACAAGAAAUACAGAAAUACUUAUUGUUUAGGAUUUGAUUCAGAUAAAACAUUCUUAGUACUUGGUGCAUCAUUCUUUAUUAACAAAGAUAUAAUCAUAGAUGUAAAGAAUUCAAGAGCAUCAUUUGUUAAGUCAAAUUGUCCACAAAUUGCACAUGCAAGGAGAACUUCUACAUCUGAGAUGUCACAAUUAUUAAAAGAUACAUCAUCAUCAUCCCCAGAAUCAAUCAUGAAAUCUGAGGUUGUAGUAUUUGAUUCCAAUUCAAGAAAUUUUAAUGUUAAUAGUAAUAGUAAUCAACAUCAUUCUAGUACUGAACUUAAUGGUAAAAACCCAAGUUUAAGUACUGGUCAAACUUCAACUAAAACAACAAAUUAUAGAUAUAGUGCUGACAAUCAAACUAUUUCAGAAUCGUAUUGGGAGCCAAAAAACUUGACUUUGCCAUCCUCACUCUCCUCGUAUUUAUCUCCAUCAGCUGCACAAUAUACUGGUGCUACCAAUCAUUCACUUGAUUACCAAAAUAACUACCAAGAAAAUCACAGUGAAUUAGAAAAUGGUACUGGUAAUAUGUUGGUAUUAUAUUUAAAGCAACAAUUAGUUGAUAAUACUGGUUCUCAAGAUUUGGACUCCAAUAAUAAUGAUAAUACAAAUCCAAAUAAUAAAGAUUCUUCAUCAAGAUAUAGUACCUCUCAGCCAACAAUAAUACAUUGGUUAAUUAUUUUAAUUACUGCUUUAGCUUCAUGUUACUUAUUUAAUGGUGUAGAUCAGAAAGAUAAGAAUGAGUAA